Messenger RNA from Penicillium antarcticum, 378 nucleotides. RefSeq lists its product as uncharacterized. Lineage: Eukaryota; Fungi; Ascomycota; Eurotiomycetes; Eurotiales; Aspergillaceae. The record is from RefSeq and is a predicted model, not a curated record. The coding region runs from base 1 to 378 and encodes 125 amino acids. The transcript is spliced from 2 exons.
AUGAAGAACCCACUCUACAUCUUGACUAUCCUUCUUCCCCUGGCUACUGAGCUGGUGACAGCUUCUCCAGCCGCGGAGCCUGAAUUUGAUGAUCUUCAGGAUAGGGCUAACGGAGGAGGUGGAGGAAAUAGAUGCCGAAUUAAUCACAAGUACUGGUACUGGAAGUACCCGUGUGACCAGAGCGACAGAACGACCCAGCAAUCCCGGGGUGACCAAUGGAAUGCAAUCUGCAGAUAUAAGAACUGGUAUAAAACCAACAAGGGAUGGGCCCAUGAUUUCGACAAGCCUCCCAACUGCCGUAAGUUUCUCUUAUUCCGCUCACUAAUGCAUUUUCUGACUCGUUCUAAAGAUGGGGAUUGGGAUAGACGCUGCCCUUAA